GAUCGAUAGAUCCUAUAGGACAUUUGAACGAUAUAUUCCAUACAUUGCAAGCAAAAUGAGUAACAACAUCCUCAUCCUCGGCGCUACCAGAGGCCUAGGCGCCUCUCUACGAAAGCUCUACGCUUCCAACCCAUCCACCAAGACCGUCUUCGCAACCGCACGCGGGAACUCUGCCCCAGAAAGCAACGAAUCCCGUACCACAUGGCUCACAAACAUUGAUAUAUCCCAACCAGACGUCGGCCAGCAACUCACUGCUCAACUCCCAUCGUCCACCAAGAUCUCCACAGCAAUCAUCUCAGCGGGAUACUUUGGCUUCGAAUCAUUCGACAACCCAGACUGGGAGAAGCAGGUGAAGAUGUACACCACGUCUGCGGUCGGUCCGGUGUUCGUGGUGCAGAGUCUUGUGAAAGCCGGAUUUCUGGGUGAAGGGAGUAGGGUGAUUCUGGUUAGCAGUGAGAGUGGGAGUAUUACGCUGCGGCAUGAAAAGGAGGGCGGAGGGAACUACGGACAUCAUGCGAGCAAGAGUGCGUUGAACAUGGUGGGGAAGCUGCUUAGUUUGGAUUUGAAGGAUGAGGGUGUUGCGCUGGGCUUGGUGCAUCCGGGGUUUAUGCGGACGGAGAUGACCAAGAGUGUUGGGUUUGAUAAGUUUUGGGAUGCUGGGGGUGCUAUAACUCCCGAUCAAUCAGCUGAGUCACUCGCUUCGUUUAUCGAGGGCUUUGAUAUCAGCAAAACUGGUCAGUACUGGGCACCACGAGGUCCAGGUGACAUUGGCACUGCGGACGAUGUACUUGGGGGCGACUUGCCGACGCCGUUGCAAUUGCCUUGGUGAUGGUGUGCAUGAUGCAAUAUCUAGGUCUGCGAAUCGUGCAUAUACGUGCAAAUUUGACAUGAGUUAUGAACAAUUGGAUCAUCAUGAUCGAGAGCAUUAUGGUUACCGUUUAAGAUCAUAUACCGUCACAAGGUGGUCUACCAGUAUAUAUAUAUAUCAGAUGGAGAUUGAUGGUAUGGCUGUAGAGUAAACAAUCGAAUCGAGCUACAUGCUAGACGAAAAUCCAAUCCGUAUAUAGUCUCGAAUCAACAUCAAGCCUUCUUAUUUCCC
Messenger RNA from Aspergillus glaucus CBS 516.65, 1099 nucleotides. Its product is annotated as oxidoreductase, short chain dehydrogenase/reductase family superfamily. The transcript is spliced from 3 exons. The coding region runs from base 56 to 829 and encodes 257 amino acids. NCBI's taxonomy places the organism in Eukaryota, Fungi, Ascomycota, Eurotiomycetes, Eurotiales, Aspergillaceae. The record is from RefSeq and is a predicted model, not a curated record. Gene Ontology annotation, molecular function: oxidoreductase activity, acting on the CH-OH group of donors, NAD or NADP as acceptor.